UUCUAGGUCAAAUGAUUAGUUCUGUGACAAGGCAGCAUGACACUUUGAAGUAUGACAGAAGCCCUGAUGCUGCAGCAGAGGCUGGGAAUAUUAAUGGCCAAAUCUAGAGAUCACAUGGUCUUCUAAAGAAGUCAUGGGUAGCUGUUGUAGCUGUCCAGAUAAAGAAACUGUCCCAGAUAACCAUCGAAACAAGUUUAAGGUUAUUAAUGUGGAUGAUGAUGGUAAUGAACUGGGUUCUGGUAUAAUGGAACUUACAGAUACAGAACUAAUUUUGUACACCCGUAAAAGGGACUCUGUAAAAUGGCACUACCUCUGUCUCCGUCGCUAUGGCUACGACUCAAAUCUUUUCUCUUUUGAAAGUGGCCGAAGGUGUCAAACUGGACAAGGAAUCUUUGCCUUUAAAUGUGCCCGUGCAGAAGAGCUAUUUAAUAUGUUGCAAGAGAUAAUGCAGAAUAAUAGCAUAAAUGUGGUAGAAGAACCAGUAGUAGAAAGGAAUAAUCAUCAAACUGAGUUGGAAGCUCCAAGAACCCCUCGAACACCUACUACUCCUGGGUUCAAUGCACAAAGUUUACCUAACGGCUAUCCCAGAUAUCCAUCUUUUGGAGAUGCUUCAUCACAUCCUUCCAGCAGACAUCCUUCUGUCGGAAGUGCACGCCUCCCCUCUGUCGGUGAAGAAUCAACGCAUCCUUUACUUGUAGCAGAGGAGCAGGUGCACACUUAUGUCAACACUACUGGGGUACAAGAGGAAAGAAAAAACCAUUCAAGUGUGCAUGCACCACUGGAAUCAAAGCUUUCAAACACUGAAACAACUAAAGUGAAAGAAGAUCAGAUGUGUACUGAUGACAGAGAUGCUCAGGUUCUCCUGGAGCCUGAAGGAGUGAAGUUUGUUUUAGGACCAACACCUGUUCAAAGGCAGUUAAUGGAAAGAGAGAAACUGGAGCAACUUGGGAGAGACCAAGUUAGUGGCAGCAGCACAAACAACACUGAAUGGGACACUGGGUACGACAGUGAUGAACGUAGAGAAGCACCAUCUGGUAAUAAAUUGGUGUAUGAAAAUAUAAAUAGGUUAUCAAUCCCUAGUGCCUCAGGGGUCAGGAGAGGUCGUUUGACAUCAACCAGUACCUCUGACACCCAGAAUGUUAACAACUCUGCUCAGAGGAGAACUGCGCUGUUGAACUAUGAGAACCUGCCAUCCUUGCCUCCUGUCUGGGAAGCCCGCAAGCUGAGUAGAGAUGAAGAUGACAGUUUAGGACCAAAGACCCCAUCUCUGAAUGGCUACCACAACAACCUAGAUCCCAUGCAUAAUUAUGUCAAUACAGAGAAUGUAACAGUACCAGCAAGUGCUCAUAAAGUAGAAUUUACACGACGUCGGGACUGUACCCCAACAGUCUUUAACUUUGACAUUAGGCGUCCAAGUUUAGAACACAGGCAGCUCAACUAUAUACAGGUUGACUUGGAAGGUGGUAGUGACUCCGACAACCCUCAGACUCCAAAAACCCCCACCACUCCACUUCCGCAAACUCCAACCAGGCGCACAGAGCUGUAUGCUGUGAUAGACAUUGAAAGAACUGCUGCUAUGUCGAGCUUGCAAAAAGCACUGCCCCGAGAUGAUGGUACUUCUAGGAAAACUAGACAUAACAGUACUGACCUGCCUAUGUGAGCCUGGGAAGCAUUAAAUCAUUUGCACCUUUUGUGAAGUUUAUAAAAUUGAAGAUGCAAGUACUUUGCAUUUCUUAACACUAACGCCUUUUAUAGACUAAUAGAAAUUUUUCUGCAUACUUCAUGUACUUGUCUAACUAAAGGGAAUUAAUGUAGAGCAAGUAUUCAUUUAGGUAACACUAUUUCAUUCUACGGUAGUAGUAAUUACUGCAUAGCAGCAUCGCCACCUUUCACAGUGCCUCUUUAAAUUGAUUAGAGUCUUGAGUGACAUGCCAGUUUUGAAUUUAGAAAUAUUCUUGUCUGGUGCCUAUACUCAUUAAUGGCAUUUAUAACACUUUUUAAAGCCUCUUGAUAUGUGCGUUAUUAGCAGGUAAACCUAAUCUUUCAAGAUAUGUAUCUUACAUUCAUUCCUCACUGAAGUUGCUCCUCCAGAACGAAGUGUAUGUAAUGCAUUAAUUCACUCAGUUUGACAUACACAAGGUAUAUUGGUUCAUCUCAAGGGAUAUAAACACCACACCUUUUGUCUGUGCUUGUGUGUGUUUUUUAUUUUUAAGACCACAUGGGCAAGAAGGCCUCUGAUAGUUUUCUUAACUUGAUUAUUUGAGAGGUCACAUCCAAGUUUGUUGAUCAGAGCUAUGAACACAUCUAAACCCAGCCUUAAGCUCCUUCCACUAGAAGAGAAUUCCAAGUGGCGUAUCAAGUUCCCUGUGAAAUCUGACAGAAUUUUGAUCUCAUUAGAGUU
Molecule: messenger RNA, 2401 nt
Organism: Opisthocomus hoazin
Lineage: Eukaryota; Metazoa; Chordata; Aves; Opisthocomiformes; Opisthocomidae
Source: RefSeq, a predicted model, not a curated record